UCCUUAAACCGGAAUCUGCGGUUCUGAAACUGUAGCCACGUGUACUUUCUUCCACAAUAUAGUUCAAUGCAUAAGCCCCUUCAGGCACACGAACACGCGCAGUAUCAAAUUCCGGCUGUCUUCUAACCAGCUUUUCUAGCUUCCCCCGUGAGCAUGGCCGGAGGAAACCCUCCGAAACCACCUUCAAACAAGCCACCCAAUCGUCCACCACCCUCAUCCCACCGCAACAAAUCCCACAGGGAAUCCUCCGCCACCACCACUCCCUCUAAUAAAAAACCCUCCACCUCCGAACCCGGUAAACCAAAACCCAGCUCAAAUAAUCCCAAACCCCCAACCCCGAAACCCAAACCAAAUAAAUACACCAAUAAACCAUCUCCAAAACCCUCUUACCCAUCUCCCAAUCCCGACCAGAAUCGGCACUCCAAGCUUCCCCCUUUCCCUUUCCUGGACCCACCUCCACCACCUGCUUAUGGAUACCACUUGCUGGACCGCCGAACUAUUGUCUUGGCCGACGGCUCCGUCCGGUCUUAUUUGGCUUUACCCCCGGAUUAUCAGGAUUUUACUUCAUUGCCACCGCCGCGCGAAUUCCGAGGGCCGGGUAUCACGUUUGAUAGGAAAAUCCCGAUGAGCCCGGAUUUUCGUGGGCCUGAAUUUCGGCCUGAAGUGGGUGGAAGGGGUGAUGGGUUCAUGAGGAGUUGGAGCCAGGAGCAUAGAACUUUGGGUUUUGAGGGGCGGGGAAAUGGACCUGGAAUGGUUGAAGGGCCCCGGCCAGGAAUUGGGCCCGGUAACUUGACUAAGAGAAAGUUUGGAGAUGAGGAAAGAGAAGGGAGAGAUGGUUUUGAGAGGCAAAGGCAACAGCUUUUGCAGUAUGGGAAGGCGGAUGGAAACUUAGGUGGGAUGCCGGGGGCAAGUAGAGGGUAUAUGGGAAAAGGGGAGGAAAUGAGGGCUGCGAAGUAUAUGAGGACCGAUGAAGUUAAUGUAGGUAAACUUAAGCAUAAUGGGAUUGAUCAAGUUGCGUUAAAGAAAGCGUUUUUGCAUUUUGUGAAGAUUAUUUAUGAUGAUCCAAAUCAGAAGAAGAAGUACUUGGCAGAUGGAAAGCAAGGUUCUUUGAAGUGUAUUGCUUGUAAAAGGUCGAAAGACUUUUCAGAUAUGCAUGGUCUCAUUAUGCACGUUUACAGCUCAGAUCAUGCUAACUUGAUUGUGGAUCACUUGGGCUUACACAAGGCUUUUUGUAUACUCAUGGGAUGGAAUUAUAGGACUCCUCCCGAUAACUCAAAGGUUUAUCAGUUUCUGUCUGCUGAGGAAGCAGCAGCAAACUUAAGUGAUCUUAUUAUCUGGCCACCCUUGGUGAUAAUUCAUAAUACAAACACAGGGAAAGGUAGAGAAGGUCGCACAGAGGGUUUGGGAAACAGGGCAAUGGAUAAUUACCUCAGAGAUCUUGGAUUUCAAGGUGGCAAGUCAAAGACCUUGUACUCGAGAGAUGGCCAUCUGGGCAUUACUCUGAUUAAGUUUGGUGCUGAUCAGUCAGGUUUGAAGGAGGCUGUGCAGCUGGCUGAAUAUUUUGAAAAAGAAAAGCGUGGGCGAAAUGGUUGGGCCCACAUUGAGUCGUUGAAUUUAGGCAAGGAUGAUGAUGAUAGUAAUCCAAACCUUGUUAAGGUGGAUGAGAUGACAAGGGAAAAAAAGAGGAUCUUUUAUGGCUAUUUGGCAACUAUUACUGACAUGGACAAACUUGAUCCCGAUACUAGGAAGAAAAGUGUGAUUCAGAGUAGGAGGGACUGGAUGCCUCCUAAGUAGCAUUAUGCAGGCAAUACAAGAUAUUGGUUUGAUUUUGAAUCGUUAAUUUUGCUUCAUGAUAUUUGAAGCGUUAAUUUUCUUCAUGAAAUUUGAAGCUCAUUUAACCUCACACCUACUAGAAAAGUAUGAAAAAGCAAUAUGAUGAAGGUUGCUUGGUUCAACUUUUUGGGCAGGGAAGGUUUAAUGUCCACUUCUUUGGAGCGAGAUCACUUAGAAAGAUGUUAAUCAAUUAGAUUUGCUUGUAUCUUUGCCCUGAUUCUGUCUGUGGCGGUAUCAUUGUGUGUCAUCAUAGUCAUACAGGGGCUUUGAGGUUCUGCAAUGUAGUGGAAUUUGAUUUUGCAGUUAGUGGCGGCUAAUGAUGAAUUCCCAUGACUAAAUUUGCUGCAGCUCUUUACUGCUUUGAUGCAGGAAGCCUAGCUUGCUGUUUCUUUUGUUUGAAUUUGGUAUUAGUAGUCUUAAAAUCCUCCUUGAUUCCUCUCCACCUCGGCCUGUGGUAGCACUGUUCUUUAGGUUGCCCCAGCUCUUAGUGCUUUGAUGCAGGAAGCCUGACUUCCUGUUUCUUUUGUUUGAAUUUGGUAUUGGUAGUCUUAAAAUCUUCCUCGUUUCACCUCGACCUAUGGUAGCACUGUCCUUUAGGUUCAAUCUUUUCGGUUGGGAAAUGAAAGCAGUGGUGCAAGUUUGUUCUCGCGACACAGUUAUCUCCUUGUGAAUUGUGCGAGUGCUUUUUUUAGAACUAUCGCCAAUAUGUGAGGAGCUAGUUCUGCAAGAUCAUAUGGGUUUAUACUACUGCUACUACUAUGUAUGCCAAUUUGGUGAAUCCGAAGCCCAUAAGACCUGAUAUUUCUUUUCUUCAUUUUUGUGCAAUGGUGCUUCUGGUGCUCUGAUUGAAGGAUGCAUUGAUGCCCUUUUCAUGGGGUUGAAACUGUUAAUAGUUAACUGGUACAAAUGGGAGAUGCAUAAAGAAAUGCAGCUUCUUCCGGUAUAACGUAACCCAACGGUUGGUAGGUUUGGUAAAUGAAUGCUAGUCUCUUUUUUUUUGGUUCUUUUCGUACAGUUGGUUGGUUUGGUGAAAUGGAUAUAGACUUUGAAGGUGAAACGUAUACUUUUUUAUCCCAUCAGAUGUUUUAGGCUUUAUCCAUAUGUAUACAGCAGUCACUUGGAAAAACAUGAAGAUGCCCUUUGGAAAAAUCCUGUUGCAA
Molecule: messenger RNA, 2993 nt
Organism: Coffea eugenioides
Lineage: Eukaryota; Viridiplantae; Streptophyta; Magnoliopsida; Gentianales; Rubiaceae
Exons: 3
Coding region: 154-1794 (546 amino acids)
Biological process (GO): regulatory ncRNA-mediated gene silencing
Source: RefSeq, a predicted model, not a curated record